GUAGCCGUUGUCGUGGUGACUGGAUGCUGCGCGUGCUCAGAAGCGGUGUAUUCUGUUUCUAUAGUAACAGCUUACUUCAGUUAUUGCUCCAUGUGAGAUGAUGGAGUCCAGCCCGGUGCUGCUGUACGGAGAAGCGGAGGGAAUGGUGCGGAGCCUGCAGACCUUCCCCCUGCGAGACACGGGCUCCGGAGGAUGGCUCAGGCAGCACGAGUACAUAGAGAAGCUGAACAUGCAGGCUAUCCUCAGCGCUUCCACUGGUCAGGAGGAAAUGAUCAAGGAUUUACUGGUGACACACAGAAAGGUUCCCGUCUUGAUCCAUGACUUGAUCAGCGUAGAGAUCUGGAAGCAGAAGGUCUUCCCUGUGAUCUGUCGGCUGCAGGAUUUCCAGCCCAGAAGUACCUUCCCCCUGUACAUGGUGGUUCAUCACGAGGCGUCUAUCAUUAAUCUUCUGGAAACCAUAUUCUACCACAAGGACGUGUGUGAGUCUGCGGAGGAUCUGGCGCUGGAUCUCAUCGAUUACUGCCAUCGGAAGCUGACGUCGCUGCUGUCGGGCUCAGGUCAGGACAGGCUGCUGCCGAGCGCUGCCAGCGAGACCUCAUCACUGGAGGAGCUGAAGCUGCAGGCCGAGGCCUUGGACUUUGACAUUGCGCUGAAGUGUCUGUCCGUCCUGCGCUAUGUCACGGACCACACGGACAGCCUCCCGCUGAGUGUGACCACACGACUGCUCAACACCCACAACCUGCCCUGUGCACUGGUGGAACUGCUGCACAGCCGCCCCUGGAGCCGGCGGACGAAAGGUCAGAUGCAGACGUACGAGAGCGGCCGCUGGUUGCCAGUCCCUGCCGAGGACCAGCAGAAGAUGACCAAGCUGGACGGCCAGGUGUGGAUAUCUCUGUACAACCUGCUGCUGCGGACGGAGUGUCAGCGCAAGUACCACAUCGACAGCUUCGUCAGAGGACAGCUGCUGAAGCUCCGCUCCUAUCUCACCGACGUCCUCAUUGAUCAGCUGCCAAACCUGGCGGACCUGCAGCGCUUUCUCAGUCACCUGUCCGUGAGCGAAGCAGCGCCCCCCAAGAAGGAGCUCGUCAUAGAGCAGGUUCCAGAAGUCUGGGACUCCGUUGUCAGAGAGAAUUCUGGGAAAUGGAAAGCAAUAGCGAAGCACCAGGUGAAGCAGGCGUUCUCCCCGAGUGACAGCGAGCUGCGCCUCCAGGCCCAGAGGUGGGCGCAGACCUAUAACAUGGAAGUAAUGGAAGCCCUGGUGCCAGAUAAACCCAAAUGUGGAUCAUGUGGAGCAGAGGCCGCCAAACGCUGCUCCCGCUGCCAGAGCGAAUGGUACUGCAACAGGCAGUGUCAGGUCAGUCACUGGCAGAAGCAUAAGAAAGCCUGUGAUCUUGUGAGUGCGGCUGUGAAGAAGAUGAAGGAAGAGAUAAAACCUCACGUGUGAUACUGUACGUGUUAGAAUCGCCGCCUCCUCUGCCGACAAAACCUCAUAACUUCUCGGACGCUUACGCUUAAGGGCGGCUUUUUCCUGUGCAUUGUACGACUGCCUCCCCACCAGACCGCGGCACUGGCCGCCGUACAUUAAAAGCUUUUUUUGUACAA
Messenger RNA from Bufo gargarizans (Asiatic toad), 1602 nucleotides. It is a transcript of the gene ZMYND10, whose product is annotated as zinc finger MYND-type containing 10. The coding region runs from base 98 to 1444 and encodes 448 amino acids. The record is from RefSeq and is a predicted model, not a curated record. NCBI's taxonomy places the organism in Eukaryota, Metazoa, Chordata, Amphibia, Anura, Bufonidae. Gene Ontology annotation, biological process: outer dynein arm assembly; inner dynein arm assembly; motile cilium assembly. Gene Ontology annotation, cellular component: centriolar satellite; cytoplasm. The transcript has 12 exons.